AAAAUAGGUAGCCGGAUGCUUCUUAUCACACAACGAUUUGACAAGCUGCUUUUGUUUUGAUAUUUUUUACUCGUUAGUUUCGAGCAAUCUUAAACUAAUUAAUUUCGAAGCAAACUAUUUAUAGAUUUAACCACAGUUUUGUAAACUGUGUUAUUAAGUUGUUUCAUUCGCUUUUAAUGAUAUUAUUGUUUUAACAGUAGAACAUAUGUAGGUAGUUAAACAUAGCACUUGCGAGUUAUAAUUUCAGAGUUUUCCUUAAAAAUUUGUUUUAAGAAAUCUCCUGAAUAAAUUUUCAAUAUGACGACUAAAGCUGCAUAUUUAGAGCAUUAUCUUGAUAGUCUAGAGACUUUACCUGCUGAAUUGCAAAGAAAUUUUAACCUUCUGCGGGAUUUAGAUGUCAGAACAUUUGAUGAAGUUCGCUCCCUUGAUAAAGCCGCUGUUGAGUUUUUAAGUAAUAUUCAAAAUCUGUCUGAUGAGCAAAAGUCUGAAAUCACUGGUAAAAUUAGGAAACAAUUCAAGAAAGCCUUAGACUAUGGAGAUGAUAAGGUUCAGUUGGCCAUGCAAACCUAUGAAAUGGUUGAUAAACACAUUCGACGUUUAGAUGCUGAUCUUGCAAGGUUUGAGGCUGAUUUGAAGGACAAAGCAUUGAACCCCAUUGUGAAUGAGACUGAUUCUAAUACCCAUAAAAAGAAGAAUCGCAAAACCAAUGAAAAAGAAAAGAAGAAACGCCGCGGAGCAUCUGAUGAUGACGAGAUCCCUAAAUCUGUUCGCAAGAAGUUGAAACAACAAAUUAUUCAGCCAGAAAUCACAGCUCUCCCAGCUGCUCUCACCAUUACUCAUCCUUCAGAUGUCCUAGACAUGCCUGUAGAUCCCAAUGAACCUACCUAUUGCUUCUGUCACCAAGUGUCCUAUGGAGAGAUGAUUGGCUGUGAUAAUCCUGAUUGCCCAAUUGAAUGGUUCCACUUUGCUUGUGUGGGACUUACCAGCAAACCCAAAGGUAAAUGGUAUUGUUCCAAUUGCUCAUCAGAAAGAAAAAAGAAAUAGUUUUAUGGAGAAGCUCAGCCUGAAUUGUAUAUACUUCAUCCGGUUUCGCAAAAAUCAUCAAUAUAUGUGUAGUAAAAAUCAUUUUAAAUCAUCCCCUCCUUGUUCUAUAUGAUGCACAAGACAAGGGGCAAAAUAUGAAAGUUUUAGUUAUAUUGUUACAUUCUCUUUUUUAUUUUGAAAAUAAAAUUGAAACUUGUA
Molecule: messenger RNA, 1242 nt
Organism: Parasteatoda tepidariorum (common house spider)
Lineage: Eukaryota; Metazoa; Arthropoda; Arachnida; Araneae; Theridiidae
Gene: Ing5
Product: inhibitor of growth protein 5
Biological process (GO): regulation of DNA-templated transcription
Cellular component (GO): nucleus
Source: RefSeq, a predicted model, not a curated record